Canariomyces notabilis is the source of this 3810-nucleotide messenger RNA. Its product is annotated as large subunit of L-aminoadipate-semialdehyde dehydrogenase. Gene Ontology annotation, molecular function: L-aminoadipate-semialdehyde dehydrogenase [NAD(P)+] activity; phosphopantetheine binding. The coding region runs from base 96 to 3617 and encodes 1173 amino acids. Gene Ontology annotation, biological process: L-lysine biosynthetic process. The record is from RefSeq and is a predicted model, not a curated record. The transcript is spliced from 3 exons. NCBI's taxonomy places the organism in Eukaryota, Fungi, Ascomycota, Sordariomycetes, Sordariales, Chaetomiaceae.
AAAAAACCUCGUGCCCCCAAAGUAAAAGUGACAAUCGCACCGCGUCGAGCUCUCUCAUUGACAAUUUGCAUCCAAUUGCUGUAUGCUUCUCGACAAUGGCUCAGUUGCCCGAUCCAACCGUCGACCUUGACUGGUCGGGCUACGUCGGCUCGAUCCAGGACCACUUUCGUGCUCAGGCCGAGGCCCACCCAGAGCGCACCUGCGUCGUCGAAACCAAGUCGUCGACUACUCCCGAAAGGAGAUUUACCUACCGCCAGAUAUUCGAGGCCUCUAACACAUUAGCAUGGUAUUUGCACAAUGCCGGGGUUACCAAUGGGGAUGUGGUCAUGAUCUGGGCGCAUCGCUCGGUAGACUUGGUUGUGGCCCUGAUGGGUAUUUUGGCUUCCGGCGCUACUAUGACGGUCCUCGACCCAGCCUAUCCGCCCGCGAGACAAAAGAUCUACCUCGAAGUCUCCCAGCCGCGUGCCCUGCUGAGGAUCGGCCGAGCCACCGACGAGAAUGGCCAGCUAGCUCCGCUGGUGCAGAAGUACAUUGACGACGAGCUACAACUAAAGACCGACGUGCCCGAAAUGAGGCUCCGAGAUGACGGCGUCCUGUACGGCGGCGAAGUGGACGGCCAGGAUAUAUUCGCUAGUGUCAGGCAGCUGGCGUCGUCCCCUCCCGAUGUAAUUGUUGGUCCUGACUCAAACCCCACGCUUUCCUUCACAUCGGGGAGCGAGGGGCGGCCCAAGGGCGUGCUAGGCCGGCACUUCAGCUUGGUCAAGUACUUUGGCUGGAUGGCCGAGCGAUUCAACCUCUCCUCAGAGAGCAGGUAUACCCUGCUCUCCGGAAUUGCUCACGAUCCGGUGCAGCGCGACAUUUUCACGCCGCUGUUCCUCGGUGCGCAGCUGCUAGUUCCUUCACGGGAGGACAUACAACACGAGAAACUUGCCGAGUGGAUGCGUGAACAUAAGCCGACUGUCACCCACCUCACACCCGCCAUGGGCCAGAUCCUGGUUGGCGGCGCGACAGCCGAGUUUCCUAGCCUGGAGCACGUCUUCUUUGUAGGCGACGUGCUGACGACGAGAGAUUGUCGAGCCCUCAGAAGGCUUGCCGUCAAUGCCAACAUUAUCAACAUGUACGGGACGACCGAAACACAAAGAGCAGUCAGCUACUACGAGAUCCCAAGUCGGGCGAGGGACCCCGACUUUCUUGAUAAGCUGAAGGACACUGUGCCCGCGGGAAAGGGCAUGCAAAAUGUCCAGCUGCUGGUUGUUAACCGGGACAACCUGAAAGAGCAGUGUAAGGUUGGCGAAGUGGGCGAGAUCUUUGUCCGAGCCGCCGGGCUUGCAGAGGGCUACCUAGGAGAUCAGGCGCUGAACGAGCAGAAGUUCGUGAUGAACUGGUUCGUCGACAAUCAGAAGUGGGUCGAGGCGGAUCACAAGGCCAACAAGAACGAGGCCUGGCGGCGCUAUUACAAAGGGCCGAGAGACAGGCUUUAUCGUACUGGGGAUCUUGGUCGAUACCUCGAGUCGGGCGAUGUUGAAUGCGUCGGUCGGGCCGACGAUCAGGUCAAGAUCCGCGGGUUCCGCAUCGAGCUGAACGACAUUGACAGCAAUCUGAGCCAAAACCCGCUGAUUCGAGACUGCAGGACACUAGUCCGUAGGGACCGUAACGAGGAACCCACCCUGGUCAGUUACAUCGUCCCUGAAGAUAGAGAAUGGCGCCGUUGGCUCCAUGACCGGGGACUGGAAGAUGUCGAGGACAACGGUGUUGAAAUGGGUCCCGUCACCGUGUUCCUUAAGAAGUACAGGAGAAUGCAGACAGAGGUGCGAGACCACCUCAAGUCUCGGCUGCCGGCCUAUGCAGUGCCGACAAUCUAUAUCGUCCUCAACAAGCUCCCAUUGAACCCGAACGGCAAGGUUGACAAGCCGAACCUUCCAUUCCCCGACGUUGCCGAACGAGUCGAGGAUGCUUCAGAGGAGGACGUCAAAAGCUGGGAAUCCCUAACAGAAACAGAACGGACAGUCGCACACCUUUGGGCUGACGUCAUCCGUGGUCUCAAUCCGCAGACUAUCAAGAGGGACAAUGGGUUUUUUGAUCUCGGUGGACACAGUCUUUUGGCUCAGCAGUUCCUGUUGACUGUGCGCAAAAGACUGGGCACUGAUGUGCCAAUCAGCACGCUCUAUGAGCACCCCAGUCUCGCCGGUUUUAGCGCACAGGUAGACAAACUCCUGAGCCAUGAUACCGGCAAGGUGGGACCCGAAGCUGGCGAGGCUGCGUAUUCCAAGUCUUUGGAUGAGCUGCUGCAUCAGCUUCCCGCCAAGUAUCAAUCUGCCGACACAGUCGCCCUGAGCUCGACAGAACAACUCACGGUCUUCCUCACAGGUGCAACGGGUUUCUUGGGUUCGUAUCUAGUACAGGACGUGCUCGGCCGGACGGCUCGGGCCGUCAAGCUCAUUGCGCACGUACGGGGUGCCAAGGAGCCGUCGGCAGCCCUAGCACGCCUUCAGCGAUCUCUCCGGGGGUACGGGCUUUGGCAGGAUGAGUGGUCUGGGAGGUUAAGCGCCGUCGUGGGCGACCUAUCCCAGCCUAACCUAGGCAUGGACGACAAUACUUGGCAACGCCUAGCGCAAGAGGUCGAUGUGGUGAUCCACAACGGUGCUACCGUCCACUGGGUCAAGAGAUACCAGGACAUGAUGGCAUCGAACGUUCUGUCAACCAUUGACGCCAUGAAGCUCUGCAACGAGGGAAAGCCGAAGGCUUUCUGCUUUGUCAGCUCGACGAGCGUCCUAGACAACGACUAUUACAUCAAGCUCUCCGAGCAGCAAACGAGCACGGGCCAAGGAGCAGUUAUGGAAGACGACGACAUGGAAGGAAGUCGCACUGGCCUUGGCACUGGCUAUGGCCAGACCAAAUGGGUGUCAGAGCAGCUGGUGCGCGAGGCAGGCAGACGUGGACUCCUCGGGUCCGUCGUCCGGCCAGGCUACAUACUUGGCGAUUCGGAGACGGGCGUUUGCAACGUUGACGACUUUUUGGUCCGGAUGCUAAAGGGCUGUAUUCAGCUUUCGUCCCGUCCGCACAUUAUCAACACGGUCAACGCGGUACCCGUGAACCACGUUGCGAGGGUCGUGGUUGCCGCGGCGCUCAAUCCACUGCCUGGUGGCGUGCACGUCGUGCAUGUCACGGCUCAUCCACGUCUCCGCAUGAACGAAUACCUUUCUAUCCUGGAAUACUACGGGUACAAGGCUCCCGAGGUCAGCUACGAGGCGUGGAAAGAGGAACUUGAAAAGUUUGUCUCUGCCGGUGCACUCGAGAAGGACCAAGAGCAACACGCGCUGAUGCCCUUGUACCACUUUUGCAUGAAUGAUCUACCGGCCAACACGCGGGCACCCGAGAUGAAUGAUCGGAACGCAGUGGCCGUAUUGAAGGCGGAUGCGGAUAAGUGGACGGGCGUGGACGACAGCACGGGCCAUGGAAUCAGCAGGGAGGAUGUCGGCAGGUUCUUGGCCUAUCUGGCCGAGAUCAAGUUCAUUGGUCGGCCGUCCGGAAGGGGAAGGCCGCUCCCGGAAAUGAAGCCGGAGGUGUUGCGAGCACUGGCGGUGGGGGGCACGGGAGGCCGUGGAGGAGCUCAUUGAGAUUGCACGGUAUCUACCUCCGAAGUAAGUGCGGUUCGACUAGACAAAAGUCGGACAUAGACAUAUUGCGAUUUGCGAUAGAUGUCAAGAUUAUAUAGCCCCUGGGCGUACGCCAUACGAAUGACAGGGGGAGCCAGGGCUGGAGAUCAUUCCUGCCUUGGAUCGUCUGAGUAUUAACCUAUGCAUCGAGAAU